Molecule: messenger RNA, 1017 nt
Organism: Arabidopsis thaliana (thale cress)
Lineage: Eukaryota; Viridiplantae; Streptophyta; Magnoliopsida; Brassicales; Brassicaceae
Product: Glycosyl hydrolase superfamily protein
Exons: 4
Coding region: 28-1017 (329 amino acids)
Biological process (GO): polysaccharide catabolic process
Cellular component (GO): extracellular region
Molecular function (GO): hydrolase activity, hydrolyzing O-glycosyl compounds; mannan endo-1,4-beta-mannosidase activity
Source: RefSeq, marked reviewed
AAAAACAAAAAGAAAGUCGAAAAGAAUAUGAAGUGUUUGUGUUUUAUCGUGCUUUUAGCGAUUGUGAUCGCACAAAGCUAUGUAGGAGUAGAAGCUGCGCCAAGUGAUGGGUUCGUGAGCAGGAAUGGCGUCCAAUUUAUUCUCAAUGGGAAACCAUUUUACGCUAAUGGCUUCAAUGCCUACUGGCUCGCGUACGAAGCUACCGAUCCAGCCACAAGAUUUAAGAUCACUAAUGUGUUUCAAAACGCAACUAGUCUCGCCGAAGCAAAAAGAGUCGGUAUAAAAUUGAUAAUCCCCCUUGUCAAUAAUUGGGAUGACUACGGAGGGAAAAAACAAUACGUGGAUUGGGCUAGAAGUAAAGGCGAAAUGGUAUCUUCCAAUGACGAUUUCUACAGAAACCCAGUUAUUAAAGAGUUCUACAAGAACCACGUCAAGACUAUGUUGAACAGAGUGAAUACAUUUACUAAAGUUGCAUACAAAGAUGAACCAGCCAGUAUGGCUUGGCAGCUUAUGAACGAGCCACGAUGCGGUGUGGAUAGAAGUGGAAAAACCCUUAUGGCUUGGAUUAAUGAAAUGGCUCUUUUUGUAAAAUCAGUUGAUCCAAACCAUCUCCUCUCUACUGGUCAUGAAGGUUUCUAUGGUGACUCAUCUCCUGAAAGAAAGAAUUCACUAAAUCCAGUUUCAGCCAACACAGUUGGAGCUGAUUUCAUAGCUAAUCACAAUAUCGAUGCCAUUGAUUUCGCAUCGAUGCACUGUGGAAGUGACUUAUGGUUUCAAAGGUUGGAUCAGAACUCUCGAUUGGCCUUCAUAAAAAGAUGGCUUGAAGGCCACAUCGAAGAUGCGCAAAACAAUCUUAAAAAACCUGUAAUUCUAGCAGAAUUCGGGUUAGGAUCAGACACACCACGCUACACUCUGGCUAAUAGAGACGACGUGUUCACCACAACAUAUGACAUCAUUUACGAUAUCUACGCAAAAAGGCGGCUCGGCCGCGGGAGCAUUGUUUUGGGAGGUUAUUAG